GUUGUAUCAAAGAGCAGAUAACUCCCGAAAAAUUGCGCAAGCCGGCUGUCUGUUAUGACAUUUGGGAGCCAGAUAACUUGCGGAAAGUUUUGAUUUGUGUAUCUGUGAAGGAUGAGUCAGCUCCCUAGACUGUCAGGAGCUCUGAGAGUCUUCACUGGACUCUCAGGAGCGGUUCCAUCAGAAUCAUUCCAAGAUGAAGAACUUCUGAAGAAAAGACAGUUUAUGACAAAGAAAAAAACUUCUGUGGAGGGGUCAGGAUGGCAGAAGCUGGUAGAGAAAAUAAAAGAGAACAGUUCAGCAUCUAAAGAUGAACUAGCUGGGUGGUUAAAGGAACUUUUGCAUGAUGCUAAUCAGAUAGCUGGAGAUACAGCUGAUGAAGAAGUAAUAGAAAGUGCAGCAGUAUAUCUCUUCUCUGUGUUUAAAACAGCUGAUAAAGUGACACAGAAACAAACUAACACAUUGAAAAGUGUAUUUGGUCCCUUCCCUGCAUCAGUUGCUACAAAGACUUGUUCCAUUGUGAACAAGAUUACAUACACUUUGCCUGAUGAUGUCAUACAGUUGCUAGGCAACCAGGAAAGGGAAGAAGCAGACGGCGAAGCAGCUGUCACAGAAUUUGGACAGUCGAUUAAAUUUGUGUAUCAGAAACCAAAUAUAAAAGAUGGAGAACUGUCUAGUACAGAUUCUGAAGAGGAAGAUAGACAAAUGGAGGUAGAUCUAAAUUAUACCCGGAAAAAGCACUCAUCAGGCCCUAAACAGGAAGUGAAGCAAACAACCAGUCAAAAUAUUGAUGCAGAAUGGUUGCAACAGGAAGUUGCAAAGUAUUAUGAGGGUAGUGACUCUUAUCUAGGAAUGAGAUCAGAAGAUUUUGCCGCUACAAUAUUUGAUGUCCUGUCAUCUCCUAAAUCAGAUUCAGAGUUACAGAAUGAUUUGUUUGAACUUCUUGGGUUUGAGAGAUUUGAACUGAUACAGAGCCUGUUAGGGAACAGGGAGAAACUGCUGUAUAAUGCUACAUAUGAACCAGAGAUGAAAAGAUCUAACAUGCAGAGGUCCAAGAAUGAAGGUGUAGGGAAACCAGGGUAUGGAUGUCAGGUCACAAUACAGUCUGAGCAGGAAAAGGCCAUGUUGAAACAGUUGAGGAAAGAUGAAAAAAAGAUGGACAAACGUAGCAUGCGUACUGAGGAAAUUGAUGAUUAUGGAUUUAAUCCUGCAGAAUUACGUGCUCAAAGGGAGGCAGCUUUACUGACAGCUAAAACAGCUCCAUUGUUCAGUGGGAAAUCUGCACAUCCUACCAGAGAACGCUAUCCAUACGUAUUUGAUAAAAUGGAGGAGGCAAGAGUGUCCUCGGCUUUUAUAGGAGGAGUAAAGAUGCAUUUACCAGAUACAGUGUCUCGUAACAACAAUAAGGUGUAUGAGGAAGUUAACAUACCACCAAGUGACGCUGCACCAACACAUGUUGGUGAUAAACGUGUUACUAUAGACAAACUUGAUGAAAUUGCAAGAGUGGCUUUCAAAAAUACGAAGUGCUUGAAUCGUAUCCAGUCGGUUGUAUUUGAGACGGCGUAUAAAACAAAUGAGAACUUGUUGAUCUGUGCACCAACGGGUGCAGGAAAGACAAACAUUGCCAUGCUGACAAUACUUCAUGAAAUGAAACAACAUAUCUCACAGGGUGUCAUCAAGAAAGAUGACUUUAAGAUAAUCUAUGUUGCACCAAUGAAGGCCCUGGCUGCUGAGAUGGUGCGUAACUUCGGGAAUCGACUUGAACCACUUGGCAUCUCUGUUAGAGAACUUACUGGUGAUAUGUCGCUCACCAAAGCUGAAAUCCUGAAAACACAGAUGAUGGUAACUACCCCGGAGAAGUGGGAUGUUGUGACACGGAAGAGUACUGGUGAUGUAGCUUUAGCCCAGCUGGUCAAGUUAUUGAUCAUAGAUGAAGUGCACUUACUGCACGAUGACAGAGGCUCCGUCAUAGAGAGUUUAGUGGCUCGUACACUGAGACAGGUGGAGACAUCCCAGAGUAUGAUCAGAAUUGUGGGCUUAUCAGCAACCCUGCCAAACUACCUAGAUGUUGCGAGAUUCCUGCAUGUCAAUCCAUACCAGGGACUGUUCUUCUUUGAUGGAAGGUUCCGGCCUGUGCCUCUAGGAAUGUCAUUUAUAGGAAUCAAGGCCUUGAAUCGUGUACAACAGUUGCAGGACUUUAACGCAGUAUGUUACGAGAAAGUUUUAUACCAAGUAAAGCGUGGUUACCAAGUGAUGGUGUUUGUACAUGCACGUAAUGAGACAGUGAGAACGGCAUCUGUUUUACGAGACCAUGCAAAAAACAACGGGGACAUCAAUCUGUUCCUGCCUGAACAAUCAGGAUCAUACGGGGAUGCUCUCAAAAAUGUGAUGAAGUCAAGAAACAAACAGAUGAAAGAGUUAUUCACAGAUGGAUUCAGCACUCAUCAUGCCGGCAUGCUACGACAGGACCGUAACCUUGUAGAGAAAUACUUUGCUGCGGGACACAUCAAGGUCCUUGUUUGUACAGCAACUCUUGCUUGGGGUGUGAAUCUUCCUGCCCAUGCUGUGGUUAUAAAGGGCACACAGAUAUAUGAUGCAAAGAAGGGAUCGUUUGUUGAUCUAGGGAUAUUAGAUGUGAUGCAGAUAUUUGGGCGUGCUGGACGACCCCAGUAUGAUACCUUUGGUCACGGUACUAUACUCACCACCCACGACAAACUGUCACACUAUCUGUCAUUGAUGACACGACAGAAUCCAAUAGAAAGCCAGUUCAUCAACAGUCUCACAGACAACCUGAAUGCGGAGAUUGCUCUGGGAACUGUAACAAAUGUAGAGGAAGCUGUCAAGUGGCUCAGCUAUACAUACCUGUAUGUACGUCUUACCUUUAACCCAUUGGUGUAUGGUGUACCUUACAAAAGUGUAGAAGAAGACCCUACAUUGACUCAGUAUAGGACAGAACUUAUAACAGUUUUGGUAAUUAAUGAAUACCUUAAAACAGUGAUGACAGAGGCUGAUAUCUUUGCUCUGGUGUCAAAGUCACAGGAAUUUGAUCAGAUAAAGGUACGAGAUGAGGAGAUGGAGGAACUAGAGAAGUUAUUACAUGAGACAUGUGAGAUGCAGGUACCGGGUGGUGUGGAGAACUCUUAUGGGAAAGUGAACAUCCUCCUGCAGAGUUUUGUAUCCAGACAGUAUUUGGACAGUUUCUCCCUGGUGUCCGACCAGUCAUACGUUGCCCAGAAUGCAGCAAGAAUCACAAGAUCUUUAUUUGAGAUCUGUCUGAAGAAGGGCUGGCCUAUCAUGGCUAGUCGAUUACUAAAUCUGAGUAAGACCAUAGACAAAAGGAUCUGGGGAUUUGAGACACCUCUGAGACAAUUUUCUGUCCUGACUGCUGAAAUUAUUUACAAGCUAGAGGCAAGAAAACUGAAGAUUGAUAAACUCCGAGAAAUGGAUGCAAAAGAGAUAGGUCACAUGGUUCAUCACGUGAAGAUGGGUAGUACUAUAAAAAAGUGUGUACACCAGCUGCCAUUGGUUGAUUUAGAAGCCACGAUCCAGCCCAUUACACGCACUGUACUCAGAGUGAGGCUUACCAUCACACCAAUGUUCAAAUGGGACGAUAAGGUGCAUGGUACAGGAGCAGAAUCAUUCUGGAUUUGGGUGGAAGACCCUGACAACAAUCAUAUCUACCAUUCUGAGUACUUCUUGCUUCACAAAAAGCAGAUGUACAGCAAAGAACCUCAGAUGCUUGUGUUCACAAUACCAAUAUUUGAGCCACUGCCUACACAGUAUUAUGUGAAAGCCAUAUCAGACCGAUGGCUGGGUUGUGAAUCCAUGUGUGCAAUAUCCUUCCAACACCUUAUCUUGCCAGAGAGACACCCUCCCCACACAGAAUUGUUGGAUCUUCAGCCACUGCCAGUCACAGCAUUGAUGAACCCCAUGUUGGAGACACUGUAUAACUUCAGCCAUUUUAACCCCAUACAGACUCAGUUAUUCCAUGUAUUGUACCACUCAGACCACAAUGUUCUCCUUGGGGCACCAACAGGAUCUGGGAAAACAAUUGCUGCCGAGUUAGCUAUAUUCAGGGUGUUCAGAGAGCGACCAAAUCAUAAGGCUGUGUACAUUGCACCUUUGAAAGCUCUUGUGAGAGAAAGAAUGGAGGACUGGAAAGUCCGGAUUGAACAGAAGCUUGGCAAAAAGGUAGUAGAGUUGACAGGAGAUGUGACACCAGACAUGAGAGCUAUAGCAAAGGCUGACCUCAUAGUGACAACUCCAGAGAAAUGGGAUGGUGUUUCUAGGAGCUGGCAGACUCGUAACUAUGUCAAAGCUGUCUCACUUAUUGUGAUAGAUGAAAUACAUCUUUUAGGAAAUGACAGAGGACCUGUUCUUGAAGUAAUUGUCUCAAGAACCAAUUUCAUCUCUUCACACACAGAGAAGAAAGUGAGAGUUGUUGGCCUGUCUACUGCUCUAGCUAAUGCCAGGGACCUUGCUGACUGGUUAGCUAUAGGACAGGUUGGUUUGUACAACUUUCGACCUUCAGUACGACCUGUUCCACUGGAGGUUCAUAUACAUGGCUUCCCAGGCCAGCAUUACUGCCCAAGGAUGGCCACCAUGAAUAAACCCACAUUUCAAGCAAUCAAAUCACACUCCCCUUCGAAACCAGUACUGAUCUUUGUAUCAUCACGACGACAGACCAGACUAACUGCUUUGGAUCUAAUUGCAUUUCUAGCUGGGGAAGACAAUCCUAAACAAUGGUUACACAUGGCUGAAAACGAGAUGGAAAAUAUCAUAAGUGGAGUGCGAGACACCAAUCUCAAGUUGACACUAGCUUUUGGUAUCGGAAUACAUCAUGCAGGUCUCAUAGAAAGGGAUAGAAAAAUCACAGAGGAACUCUUUGUCAACUCAAAAGUGCAGGUCCUAAUUGCCACCAGUACAUUGGCUUGGGGUGUGAACUUCCCAGCUCACUUGGUUGUUGUGAAGGGUACUGAGUUUUACGACGGGAAAACGCGCAGAUAUGUUGAUUUCCCCAUCACAGAUGUGUUACAAAUGAUGGGUCGUGCUGGCCGCCCACAGUUUGAUGAUCAGGGUAAAGCUGUUAUACUGGUACAUGAUAUCAAGAAACAUUUCUACAAGAAGUUCCUGUAUGAACCAUUCCCAGUGGAAUCAAAUUUACUUGAAGUGCUAGCUGACCAUCUGAAUGCCGAGAUUGUUGCAGGAACAAUAACCUCCAAACAGGAUGCGAUGGAUUACAUCACAUGGACGUACUUCUUCCGUAGACUUGUCAUGAAUCCAAGUUUCUACAACCUUGAUGACACUGAUCACAACAGCAUUAACAAGUUCCUGUCAGGGCUGGUUGAAAAGGCAUUGUACGAGUUAGAGAGUUCCUACUGUCUAGAAGUCGAUGAGGAUGGCUCCACAGUGCUUCCACAGACACUGGGAAGAAUUGCCUCCUACUAUUACCUGACACAUGUGACAAUGAGAAUGUUUCAAAGUGAACUGCAAGCUGACUCAGCUAUUCCAGACCUUAUUGAAGUUCUAUCUAAUGCUUCAGAGUACGCAGAGCUUCCUGUACGACAUAAUGAGGAUCAGAUCAAUAGUGAUUUGGCAAAACAAAUACCCCUGGAGGUGAAUCCCCACACGAUGGACUCGGCCCAUACAAAGACAAACAUCUUGUUACAGUGUCACUUUGGUUAUAUACCCCUCCCAUCCACAGACUACAACACUGACACCAAGUCUGUACUCGACCAGGCUAUAAGAAUUUGUCAGGCUAUGCUAGAUGUAGCUGCUGACCAAGGUUGGCUGGUGACUUCGUUAGGUAUCACACAGCUUGUACAGAUGUUAGUACAAGGGCGCUGGUGGCAUGAUUCUUCACUGCUUACACUACCUCAUGUUACACCAUAUCAUAUCUACUGUUUUAGAUCAAAGAAGGGAGGUAAGGAGGGCACAAGACGUAUAGAGACAUUACCUGAGUUGAUGGCAGUAUGUGAUGGACAUUACAAUGUUCUGUUUGACAUGUUGCAAGAUGAAAUGGAGAAACAGCAUAUAGACCAGAUAUACCAAGUGUUGUCAAAGUUACCUCAGAUUGAGGUGAUGUUUACAGUGAAGGGAUGGUGGGAAGGAGGUGUGGGACAACAAGAACAGAAAGCCAUUGAUACUUCUAGUCAUGGUGGAAGAGUGUCAGACAAACAGUGGAUUCAGGUGCAUGCUGACCAGGAGUAUGUAAUACAGGUACAGCUUAACAGAAUCAACAAACUUAAGAAAUAUGACAGGAAGGCUUACACCCCAAGGUUCCCAAAACCCAAAGAUGAGGGCUGGUUCCUAAUCAUUGGUAAUGUGGAUUCAAAAGAUCUUGUUGCUUUGAAACGAGUACCUUAUAUCAAAGGUAAAUCUGAAGUUCAGCUGUCAGUGUAUAUGCCAGAGACUCCAGGCCGGGUGAUUUACACAGCCUAUUUGAUGAGUGACUCAUACCUAGGUCUGGACCAGCAGUAUGACUUGCAUUUUGAUGUGAUAGAACAGAGUAUAGAGGCCCAAGUUAACACAGAACUAAAAGACGAACUGGCAAACCUCAGCUUUGAUUCUUGAAACACACCUCAAAAACAGGAAAAAGACAUAAUAUGAUCCUAAGGGUGAUUGCAAAGGAGUCUGGAGUUAGUAAUAUGAAUACAAGCAAUAUGACAUUAAGGCUAGAAUGUUGUGCACUAAGAUGUGUUUCCUGUCGACUGUGUCAGAGGUUGACCAGAACAGUUCAGUUAAAAGUAUUAGAUGGGUCUUGCGUUGUCUUUAUUAACAUUGCAAUGGGAGAAUUUUUUUUUUAUCUGUUAUGUUGUCUGAAAGUAACUAUUAUUUGAUACAAUGAUUAGAGUUCAUACAACUCAUGAUUACUGUUGAUGCAAAUCACGAUUUACAGUCAUGAUUACAAUUGAUACAAGUCGUGAUUACUAUUGAUGCAAAUUGUGAUUUACAGUCGAGAUUACAAUUGAUACAAGUCGUGACUACUAUUGAUGCAAAUUGUGAUUUACAGUCGUGAUUACAAUUGAUACAAGUCAUGACUACUAUUGAUGCAAAUUGUGAUUUACAGUCGUGAUUACAAUUGAUACAAGUCAUAAUUACGAUUGAUUACUGUUGAUACAAGUCAUUAUUACAGUCAUGAUAAUAGUUAAUACGAUUCAUGAUUACAGUUGAUAAAAAUCAUGAUUACAUUUCAAUAGUUUGUUUCAGCAUUGUUAAUAAUGAAAGGAAAUGAAAUUUCCUUAUAAUUUGUACUGAAUGAUAUAUUAAAAAUGUGUUAGUUUUAUCUUUUGUUUUGGUUUAGGAAAGAAAGUUUUGAUAAUUUGGGUCUUGGUUGUGUGAUACUUUUUGUAAAUGAAUAGGUAACUAGUUAAGGUGAAUUGGUAGAUGAUUAGCAUACAUCGAUAUCAGGGUCUAUAAUCAUCAGCAGUAUAUGUCUGAAACUUUGACUCAAGAAGGCAAAAUUUUCUUUUUUUUUGAUGUAAGAUAGCAGUUCUGCUUAUACCUUUGUUAAAAUGUGCAUUUCAGAUUAUUUUUGUGCAGAAUCCUUCUUCUUUCAUACAAAAUUCAGGAAAUGGUAAGUUUUGCAUUUUUGUGUGUACAUGAGUAAAUGUGUUUCAGAAUGUUAAUGAACAUGUACUGUGGUGUAGGUGUUGUAAAUUGAUGUUAAUUUGAUGUUGCUUUGACAAUCUGAGGGAAUAUAUUUUGAAAUCAUAUGGUGUUUAUAAUAAGGGAGGUAACUGCUCUGACCACAAAAAAUGUCUAUGAAAUUAUCUCUCUUUGACACUAUGAAAUAAUAGUCAAGCAUACCCAUAUAAAAGAUGCCACCAUAACAGAGUAAUAAAGGUUGACUUUGAGUCGCUUGCAACAGUUUUAAAAGUUAGUUCAUGUGACAACUCGAGUAUUACAGAAUGAAAUGAACAAAGCCAUAUACUUAGUUAUAAUUUUAUUGACACAAAAAUAUACCAUGAAGAAUUUCUGUGAUUUUCAAUGAGAUAAAAAUGUGAGAUGUCAUGUUAAAAAGGACUAAGUGAUAAAAAUGACUUUGAAAACUAUAGCUUGAAGGGUUUUUGAGCGCCACUGUGCAAAAGCCAGUGAUAGAACUUUGCCAGCAGUAUAAAAUCAAGAUCAUCCUGCACAUACAUGUAGUCUGAUCUGGAUCCAUACUGUUCACCUAUCAGUUGUAUGCAAGAACUGAAAUUGAUAAACAAACACCGAUCUGAACUCCUGCUGGUUGCAUUUUUUAAGCCCUAAUCUUGGUUUUUGCACAGCAGCACUCAUUUGUGGAUUAUUUAGAACUGAACUGGUGUAAGUAGGUCUACAUUCAUAACAGUUGUACUAACUAUAGAUUGUUGCUUAAAACAACAUCAUUUUGGAGAAAGGUCUUUUUUUAACCUGCCAACUCACAGAUAGUAAUGGUCAUAAUUUUUCAUUUGAGACAUCACACUGAAAAGUACCAUUUUGCUGAAAUUUUCAAAAUUUUGAUUUUUGUAUAAUGGUAAAAUACAAUCUAUUUUAUUUAAGAACAUUUAUGUUUGCUUUCUUCUAUGAUUUAAUCCUUUCAGGUUUGCAGAGUAUUUUGAAAAUAUUUGAUUAACGACAUUUCGUAACCAAUCAUUGGUCUACAAGACAGCCCUUUUCGAUGUAACAACUCUGAUAUAUAAAUCAAACAUUUAAUGUAUAUUAUGGUUAAUGUGAUAUGGUUGGACAACAUUAAAAAUGUUAAUGGUUA
Molecule: messenger RNA, 8728 nt
Organism: Mercenaria mercenaria
Lineage: Eukaryota; Metazoa; Mollusca; Bivalvia; Venerida; Veneridae
Product: activating signal cointegrator 1 complex subunit 3-like
Exons: 44
Coding region: 112-6570 (2152 amino acids)
Molecular function (GO): ATP binding; nucleic acid binding; ATP hydrolysis activity
Source: RefSeq, a predicted model, not a curated record